Messenger RNA from Salvelinus namaycush (lake trout), 2007 nucleotides. Its product is annotated as proteasome subunit alpha type-7-like. Gene Ontology annotation, biological process: ubiquitin-dependent protein catabolic process. Gene Ontology annotation, cellular component: nucleus; proteasome core complex; proteasome core complex, alpha-subunit complex. NCBI's taxonomy places the organism in Eukaryota, Metazoa, Chordata, Actinopteri, Salmoniformes, Salmonidae. The transcript has 6 exons. The coding region runs from base 235 to 1020 and encodes 261 amino acids. The record is from RefSeq and is a predicted model, not a curated record.
CGUUGUUUAGGAGUGCAAGGGCGAAUUUAGUUAUUGCACAACCGCACUUUACAGAGUAGGCAUCGUUCCCUAACGGAAAUAUGCAAAUACGUGCAAAUACAUGCCCCAAUAGUAUCUCGCUUGCUCGUGCUUGGUUGUUUCCUUCAGUCGGAUUACUUUCACUUUUGUUUAUAGAGCGUAGGCAAGUCAAGGACACAGAAAUAAUAUUUUAUGUAAAAGUGAAUUGAAUGAAAGAUGAGCUACGAUCGUGCCAUCACAGUGUUCUCACCUGAUGACCACUUAUUCCAGGUGGACUACGCACAGGAGGCGGUCAAAAAAGGUUCAACUGCUGUUGGAGUGCGAGGGGAAAAUGUUGUUGUUCUAGGAGUGGAGAAGAAAACUGUUGCCAAGCUCCAAGAAGACAGGACAGUGUGCAAAAUCUGCUCCUUGGAUGACAAUGUCUUCAUGGCCUUUGCAGGAUUGACCGCAGAUGCCAGGAUCAUUGUUAACAGGGCCAGGGUGGAGUGUCAGAGUCACAGGCUCACAGUAGAAGACCCUGCGACAGUAGAGUACAUCACACGCUACAUCUCCAGCAUAAAACAGGUACCACCCACCCACCGACCCAUCCACCCCCACGGAUACAUCAUUUCUAUAUAUUCCAACUUUCAGCGCUACACCCAAAGCAAUGGGCGAAGGCCCUUUGGCAUCUCCUCCCUCAUUGUGGGGUUUGAUUUCGAUGGAACACCCCAUCUGUACCAAACAGACCCCUCAGGAACAUACCAUGCCUGGAAGGCAAAUGCCAUUGGAAGAUCUGCCAAGACUGUUCGGGAGUUUCUAGAGAAGAACUAUAAAGAGGAUAUGGAGUCCGAUACAGACACCAUUAAGCUUGCCAUCAGAGCGCUACUUGAGGUUGUCCAGUCAGGGGGAAAGAACAUUGAGCUAGCCAUUAUGAAGCGGGAUGAAUCAAUGAAGAUUCUGGUCCAAGAGGAAAAAGAGGAAUAUGUCACGGCUAUUGAAACAGAGAAAGCAGAGAAACCAUGAACACUUUGACCAGUCAUGACAAAAACAAACAUGUGGCUUUGUCCAUCAAUAUUGCAUCAGGAAUCUCAUCGUUUACAUGAAUUCUCAUUGUUUCUCCAGCCAUUGCUGGAGGGACCCCCAAGGAUUGCAUAUUUUUAUUCUAGUCCGGCAUAAACACCUGAUUUGACUAAUCAGCAGGCUCUUGUUUGGUUGAAUCAGGUAGGCUAUGGUAGUGCUGGUAGACUCCAGUGCUCACAAGGUACUGGGUGUUAAGACUAAAACAAAAUGCUCCCACCCUGGGAGUCCCAAUGGAAUGGAUUGAGAAACACUGCUGCCCUAAUGGAUCACAUGCAAUCUUAAGAUUUUACCUUAUUCUUGCAAUGAAAAAUAUCUGCAUUUAAAAACUACAACAUCCACCUAGUAUCAUUGAACAGAGAACAAGUGAAUAAGCAAUUUCCCAUGUUUAUUAGAUUUGUAACAAUUGAACACUUAUUUUCUCAAAAUGAUAGAAAACAAACCAAUACAUGGGAAUUCAAUAUUUUUGGCAGACAUGGUCUGUUUUAAUUAAGUUAGGUAUAAUUAUAUUAAGUAAUAUUUACAAUACCAUGAAGUAGUUUACCCUCACCAGUUUCAUCUUCAAAUUGAUCCCUUGAAUAGUUUAGGAAGUUUGCAUGUCAUCCAUUUAUCAGAAUACAGAAAAGAAUGAAAAGCACAAGCAAAUUCAAAACAAUGUCAAAAGCCAAAAUGUACCUUAGGCUCAAAGAAAAUAAAGAAAAAGCAAUGCAUUUCACUUCUCAUAUACUUAUUCAGGUGUGGGGUCCCAAGAGUCAAAAUAAAUUCUCAUUACAAAACACUUCAUGAUGGCAGAGAAAAAUAAUGGAAUGCAAAAUGUUACAUUUUGGUUAACUACAAAAACAAAAGUACAUACACAACCAACCACUUCGUGGCAAUUCAUGCACAAGGUAACCCAAGCGUCAAACGAGGCCUGCAGGGUAAAAAAAAAAAAAA